AUGUGUGGGUUGCAGUUGGGAUCGACUCACCGCAAACUUUUUAAUGGCUGCAUUGAGAAUGUCAUUUUGGGUUCAGAAUAUCUUUUGGAUCGAUGGUGUAGUUAUGAGAAUGCUAAACGGCCGUCACAAUCGGAUGGACCAAGACCUCCUCCGCCAGGUACGUUUGAAGCACUAAACAUGGUCGAGCCAGUUCAUUUGGAUGAAGGCAGUUCAGUGACAGUACGAUGGAAAAACAUCUAUUCGUUUCAACAACAAAGCGAUUUUGAUUCAUCGAAUGAUGACAUCAGUUUCAGAGUGCUCGAAGGUCCUCAGCACGGUUCAUUGUUAAUGGAUGGUGUGAAAAUAACUCGUUUCACAAAACAAAAUAUUUUAACCUCAUUGGUUACGUAUUCACAUGAUGGCAGCGAAACAACCGAGGACUCUAUCGACCUACAGGUCGAACAACGUUCUAAAUCGAUAACAUCACCAAGAGACCAAUCAGCGUUUCAUACGAUAUCCGUAAGAAUCAAACCGAUCAAUGAUGCACCUGAGCUAAAAUUAGGUGAUCAUGCAGAUACGCUGAGGAUUGCUGAAGGGGGAAGAACUUCGAAGAAAGGCUAUUUACGAUUAAUGGCCAAUGAUGGGGAUAAAGAAUCUAAUGAAAUAACGAUUCAUGUAGUUACGGUACCUAUUGAAAUACAUCUCAAAGUUAAUGCGGGCUUGAAAGUGUUGCAUCAAUCAUCUGAACUGAUAACAUCGCAAAAUUUGAGUUUUCAAACGAAUCUGGACGAUAUCCCUGUGCAUUUUCAAACGAAUCUGGACGAUAUCCCUGUGCAGUAUACAAUCGUUGAUUUGCCCGAAUACGGUAUCGUCGAAUGCUCGGAUGCGAUUGGUCAAUAUCGCAUUUGUUCGACGUUCUUACAGUCCGAUAUCGAUCGGUCGAGGAUACGGAUCACGUUCAUUCCGGUUCACGUGAAAAUAUUCAAUCGAAUUCCAUUUCUGUUGAACAACAGUGAUCAAUUGACGCUAACUCGAGAACAUCUCUUCGCGUGGACAUUCCCAAAGAACUUUCAAUCGCAUCAACUCAUUUUUCACGUUAUCGAACCACCAAAAUUCGGUAUUCUAUCCCGUAAAAUUGAACCGAAUCGAAAUCGACGUAUCGGCGUCUCGUCGAAUUUCACUCAACAGCAUAUUGACAACGCGACAGUCUUCUACAAACUUCAUUUUAUCCAAUACUCAGUGGUGAAUGACUUUUUCACAUUUCGAGUGAUAACCCCAUCGGUUGCAUCCGAAACGAUUCGUUUCGAUAUCACAUUCAUACCCGGUCUCGGCGCUAUUCAACUUAUCAAUCGUACGAUUAUCGUUGAUGAAGGUGGACUGCAAAAGAUAACCAACGAAACGUUAUCAUUGGAAACACCGGACGACAAUAGUUUUGUAUUUACACUCGGUGUGGUACCUAAUUUCGGUGAUAUUAUUGUCACGAGACCAUCUGGUGCUAAGUUUACACUGUCGAUCGCGAUGAAUUUCACUACUCAAGACAUUCAGUCCGGAAGCGUUUGGUACGAACAUUUCGGGGGUGAGAAUCGUAUUGAUCGAAUUUAUUUGGUGGCCGAAAGUGUUUUUCGACGAUCAAGUCGAAUUCCAUUCUGGAUGACUGUUCAAGUGAUCUUGAAAAACGAUAAUGCACCCGAGCUGAAGGGAAAUAACGAACUACAGAUAAUUGAUCGUGGUGAUCGCGUUCUGCACCCGUCGUUGCUUCCCUGGCAUGAUGCAGAUAUUGACUCGAAACCAUUGCAAUUCAGCUUCUAUGAUGGCUUUCGGAAUGCUGCGAUCCUGUUACGGAUAUCGCCGAAUAUUCACUUGAGAAAUUUUACGCAGAAAAAUCUUCAAAACGGUGAAGUUCUCUUGCGACAUCUGGGACAUUCAAGACGAUUCGAGAUGCAAUACACCGUAUCAGACGGCAUCCAUGAAGUAGCAUCAACGUUGACAGUGAUCGCCUCUGAGCCGUUCAUUCGAAUCGAUAAUCAUCAGUUGUUAUUGCCACAUUCAAAUUCGCUACAGUUGAUACCGUUGACGCAACAAAAUCUCUCAGCACUGACAAAUUUGGACGUUAACAGUUCCGAGAUCUUAUUCACGAUUAUUGGCACGCAGAAUUGGAUUCUGGUCGAUAAUUCGACACAGACAUCAAUUAUGUCUUUCACACAACAGGACAUCGACGACGGUAAAGUUUUCUAUCGUCUCAACGAUCAAUCGGAUCGUGCCGAACGUGCGAUGGUCAGAGCCGGCAACUUGACGGCAGUGAGUGAAAUUGCGAAGCAUCGUCAAAAGUCCGACUCUCGAAUUCCCAUCGAAAUGCGAACCUUGUCAGUGCUGGAAGUGCCGAUCGCAUCGUUGUCACCAAUCGACUCACAAAUUCUAUUCACGAAAUCCGAAGAGAAAUCUCCAUCUGAGAUUAUUUACGACGUUAUCAAACAGCCGUCUGUUGGCACGCUUGUUCUGGAAUCUUUCAAAGUGAUUGGAAACGAUAACGCAAUAGUACCGAGUAACUUCUACGUAUCGCGAUUCACACAAGCACACGUGAAUGCUGGUCAACUGCAGUAUCUACACAACGGCAAUAAACCCUCUCGAGACUCGUUCAAAUUCAACAUUUCAAUCGGUUCAAGAACCGUCGGACCGUUCACUCUGUUCAUUAAUAUCAUCGAUGAUCAGAUAGCUUUGGAAGUGUCGAAUGUGAGUGUAUAUUCGGGUGGCAGCACAGUGCUAUCAACUAGUCAGAUUCGUGUGCACUCAACCAAAGAUAUCGAAUACGAAUAUCGUUUGAUCAACCAUCCACAAGCCGGAUGGAUUGUCUUGGAUGAAUGGAAUCUGUCAAAUAUCACCUCACUGAACUCAUUCAAGUCCAGUCAUCUCGACGACCAUCGCAUCUUCUAUGUAAAUAAUCCCGUAACACGUACCUCACAAGACUCGUUCAAAAUCCAAGUUUGUUCUAUGUACAGCUCGAGUUCAAUCUACACGUCAACGAUCACGCGAUGUUCCGAUACGAAGAAAGUGAAUGUGAUCGUUAAACAGAGAAAUAUUCAUGGGCCGGAAUUGGUUCGAAAUGAAGUGCUGAAAAUCUGGCAUUCAAACAAGGCUGCAAUAACAAAACAAUAUUUAUACUCACAAGAUGAUGAUUCACCAUCUGAGCAAAUUCAGUAUCUGGUGAACCAGCAACCAAUCAACGGUUAUUUGGUACGAAGCACCCAGCCCAAUCGUCAAAUUUUCAAUUUCUCACAAAUUGAUGUCGAUCACUCCCAAAUAAUAUUCGUCAAAAAUGAGAGCUCGAAUGUUCGACCAGAAAGUGUCUUGUUUUCGGUAUCAAAAAUGCCGAAACUAGGCGAUUUGAUGUUAUCGGAUCGUCCAGUGCAACGCUUCAGUCAAUAUGAUAUUAAUGAGCGACGAUUGAGCUACAAACCGAGAAAUGAGGCUAUUGACAGUUGGUCGAAACGUGAUUGGUUCCAGUUUGUGGUUUCAUCGAAUGGUACCGCAAAUCCCAUCAACGAGGAAUAUCGAUUCCGAAUUUCAAUCACUUACGCGGCAAUACCAUCGAGCCGCAUACAUGAAUUGAUCCCUAGGCGCAGUAUUAAUAUUAUACCAGGUGACAGUGUUGCGGUGAACGCAUCACAUGUGAAUUUAACAGAACUGGUUUCGAAAUGUAAAGAGGAUCUAUUGGUGGAAGCAUCGCGACCACCUCGUACAGGCUUAUUGCAGUUUGUAGUGCUAUCACCGCAGAAUCACACAUCAAUGAUAAGCGCUGAUCAACUGCUAUCUGGUCGUGCGUUGAUCUAUCGUAAUCAAAUGAUCGACGAGAUCAAAUCUGAUGAAAUCUUGUUUCAUAUCUAUCCGAAAAGUGAAUCCACAAAACGAACAAACAGAUUGCGUGUUCCGUUACCGAUCAAUUUUCAUUCACCCACUGAUCCAUUAUUAAAGGUUGAAAAAAUGCCCGAUCAAAUAAGUAUCGUAAGUGGCGGAGAAUUGGAGUUGGAUCCGAACAGCUUUCAGACCAGCCAUCCGCAUAUUCAACCGUCGGCGAUCAUUUAUCGUCUCCAUCAAACUGGAAGUAAUGGCGUUGUGCUGAAAAUAGGCGAUACUGUAGUGAAUGAGUUCACUCAAGGCGAUGUCAACAAACGCAAAGUGCGCAUUCAUCAUACACAACGCUACGAUAUACCAGAUCAAAUCGAUGUUCUUGUUUUUAAGAUCGGUGAACAUACUCGAACGUUGGUGGCUGAUAUAUUACCAUUAUCGCUAUCGCUAUACAACCACUCAGACAUCAAAUUCAAUCAAGGCAAAACUUAUAUCGUUCUGAAUAGAUCACAUCUUGGUGCAAACUCGAAUGGUGAUCGAUCAAAAAUAGUUUACAAUAUCACAAAACCACCCGAAAAUGGAACAUUCUAUUGGGUGGCUGGCGAAAAAGAGGCAAAUUCGUUUACGCAAAAGGAUAUCGACGAUGAACGCGUUCUAUAUGCCCAACUAAAUAUGCAAGCUUAUCAGGAUUCAUUCGAAUUCGCGUUGGGUAAUGAUCAGAAUGAUAUAAUCUACAAUCGAUCCAAUGUUAUCAUCGAAUCUGUUGUGAGGCCGCAGAAAUUGUUAAUUGAACGUGAAGAGCCCGAGCCCAUUACUAUAUCGCAUUUAAAUGCAACCGUUCUUGAGGGAUCUGCGCCACGUUUUCUGGUCAUCGAUCCACCGAAAAUGGGUCGUUUGGUAAUGGAUGGUAACCUGAAUGAAUCAGUGGUAUUUUUCACGCUAUCAGAUAUUCGUAAUGGGCGAUUGUUUUACUUGCCACACGAAUGGGUGGAACUGCAUUCAAGUGAUAGCAUUGGAUUGCAGCUGGAUGCAGACGGCAUUCAACCAGCCAGAUUUAGAUUUUGGAUAACGAUACGUCUGCAAAAAACCCAUCAAACUGUACCGCCGGCAAGUCGAGCACCCCCGCCAACCUCAUCAGAGGCGCCGAGCAGUCCCGAAAUGGCCCCGGCCAGUUAUCAACUGCCACUUUUAAUUCUACUCGCUAUUAUCUCAUUAACAAUCUUCAUUCUGCUGUGUCGACGACACUCUGUCAAACAACGACGACGAAAAGUUGUGGUCGAACAAAAGCAGCGUGAAUAUGCAGCGAAAUUGGAUGCGAUCGUCGCAGAUCAACCCGAUCUGCUUGGCAGUACGGUGUACGCGACCGUCGGUCGUAAUCGGCCAGAAACGAAUCCAAAUCCAACCCGGAAUCGUCAACUGCAAACGUUCGACUCAUCGCUAUCGUCCUCUUCAGUCAUAUCGCAGCAGCCCAAAUGUCGUAUAACUCCACUGACUUUCUCCUCACCAUUACUCAAUCAUCGCCGACCCACAACAACUUCACUUUCGACCGCUUCAAAACAUCAGUUUCAAAAUUCACUCGAUCAUACCAUUUUGGCCAGAGCCAGUUCAUCGAGUAAUAUCUCAUCGAGAAGUAGACAACCAGAUAAACUGCAGUCAACAAAAUUAAAAGAUAAUCAGUAUUGGGUUUAA
This is a messenger RNA of Anisakis simplex (herring worm), 5511 nucleotides long. The record is from the annotation of a GenBank genome assembly. Lineage: Eukaryota; Metazoa; Nematoda; Chromadorea; Rhabditida; Anisakidae.